AUGGACGUCGAUAUCGACGCAGAUCAUGAUGUACCAGAUUUUGUACGAGCCUGGCAUCCAUCAGUUCGUCGACCUAUCAUUCCCAUCGAUCCGAAGAUCUACCACGAAGCCAUUCAUCCUCGCGCUAUUUUCGAGCUUUGUAAAACUCCCUCCGGCGAAUAUGUAUCCGUUGUUCCCUAUUCCUGCGACUAUUGUCGUUCGGUAAAGCAAUCUUGUUCGCGUCUCUUGCCCUGCGAUCGGUGCACCAAGGCUGAUCGGCCUUGUGAUGCCAGUCAACCAGGCUAUCAGAAGCUUCCCCCGCCCAAGGUGACCAAGCUUAAAAAACGUCCAACAGCCUCUUCAUCCCCACCAAUAUCCGGAAUGUUCCAAACCCCACCGGCGCCACCCUCCAAGACGAUAGUAGCUUCAGGAUCCAGCCAACCCAUUACAACUUCUUCAAACCCUCGGUCACCUAAGAAACCGAAAUUGACCCAUCCAAACUCUUCAAGUAUUCCCAAAAAAACUUUCAAAUACAAGGGGAAUAAGAAUAUGGUUGAUGGUAACCCCCUUCAAAACAUACCUCUCAAACAACCAGUCAACCCAGAAACUGGGAGCGGUCAGUACCUCGUCAUAUUUCCCAUUCGUGCACAUAACGCGUCAGGAAUAGAUGCCGCAAUCUCCACAGCGCCGGUUUGGACUUUUGUUAGGCCUCCAAAGACCAAGUGUGCGACUGACAGCUGUGCAACUGUUCCCACAGUCGAUACCCUUCCUUGCACACCUUGCAUACCUCGAGUCUGGGCAAAUUCUCGAGCAGAAAUUACUUCAAUAUUUCCUGAACUCACAAAGUCUCUUACGGGUAUCUCGUGGCGGCAGUUUCAAAUGCCCGCAUUGUUCCUAGAGCAUCCCCACCCCGAGCAUUCUUGGAGAGAUAAAAACACUCUGAAAGUUGUUUUGGAGUGGAGUUUUCAACACGGACCCGAAGUACUUGUACGUGACGAUUCGCAUGACAUAACAUAUGAGGAAAGGCCCUCCGACAACAGUGAUCUGGCAGCACGGGUGGAAGAAAGCGGGUCUGUCAAGGAUGAAGCGCCCUCCUUCUUCCCUAUCAAAAGCGACCAUCUGCAGUUCAAUUUCUCAUCGUUCACUGCACCUCUUACUGCGGGAUCUGAAGGUGGGCUCGUUCGAAUUCUUUCCAUUCCGUCACUUAGAUUACGAAAAGUGUUGCCAUCCGAUAUCAUGGCUGUGUCACAGUUACCCACGUCAACUCCAGUACCGGUAUUAAAUUCACCAUCGCCGAUGGUCUUGUCUCCAUCUCUAGGUCUGGAACCGGAGACGCCAGCGGUGCCUUCCUCGGCAACUCCUCAAUUCCAACUCCAGAUACCUGAACCCCAGAUACCUGAACAAAGGCCAUUUGAGAUCGAGACAUUGGAUCAGUGUCGCAUGGACAACACCCCCUUACUUGUUUUCGUAUCUCGAGAAAGCGGGCUCUUACCACUGCAGCUCCCUCCCGAGUACGCAUGCUCUUGCUUGGGAUUAUUUGUCAUAUCUGACCUGAACGCAGAUAUAGACAAUACAGUCAUAACUAUUUCUAAAACUCAGAAGUGCGAACGUGUACGAUGGCACCUUACCUUGGAAUGGGUACCGGGAGGCGAAGAAGGGUUGUUGGAAAAUAUCAAUGAAAAGUCGUACCCAUGGUGGAUUGAUCCUGUCGAAAAGGAGGCUGGCGCAGUGAAGACACCCAGAGACCUAAGCUCCCUCUAUUUUAGCUUUCUGCCUUUGGACCUCCUUGCGGGCUUCAAACCUAGCGAGUAUUUUCCAAGAGGCUGGUACUGCAGAGACUGUGGGAUGCUUAAUGCGCAGAGGUGUUUUCGACACCAGAUCUGCCAGAGUUCCAGAUGCAAACGUAGACUGGAGCGGGGAAAAGUACCAACCAAUGAUGAUGCCUUGAUUCGCCACAUUGAUCCGCUACAAGCACUUCGAGGACCACAUCAUCGUUUACCCAUACAGGAUCCUCUCGAUUAUGCACCUUCGUCAGUUGGCAAAAUUGAUUCCUCGUGGGACGACAUGAUGCGAAAUUUGACGUAUCAAGUCAACAGUGGUGUGAGAGUACAACAUAUUUUCACUGGUAACCAAGAAAUAUUGCAGCAGGAUGCAACAAAACUACUCCUCGACAUACAGAAAGAUGUUAUCCUUUCCCGCAGUGACCUACAUAGUCCCUAUUUUACUUGGUCCACGAAACUUAAUCACGAACAUAUCUGCUCCGGAGAUCCAUCAGGACAGCCUGAAAUACCUAGACUUGUCUUCGACAUCCAGGAUACCCUGCUUCAUUAUAUGCAAGCGUAUGGCGAAGUCAACGAUGUCAACAUCAACCAUAUCAUGAUUCAGGCAUGGGCUACUCCGGGCUCGAGACGGGGCGCCGUUUUCAACGCGAAGAGCCACGUUGUCGCCAUCAUCUGUCUGGGUGCCGAAGUCGUCAUGAAUUUAGUACCCAAACGUGGUUUCACGGAGAUCCCCAUUGAAAGUGCGGAGGGCCGCAUGGAGAUUGAUGGCGAGCGGAUCUUAAGUGCGUCGCAGCUGGUGGAUAAUGGUUGUUCGGAACCUCUUGCGUCGGCAGCAGUAAUUGUGCCAAACGACUGCCGCCAAACUGGUGGUGACCUUAACGCCGCAGAUCAACCUGACCCAGCGAGCCUUGCUUUGGGGGAGGCAUCUGGACCGUCAAGUAAUGUGGGGGAUGGCAAGGCAGCCAGAAAAGGGAAGGGUACUGGUGCCAAAAAGAAUAAGCAAGCGCCCUUAGAACUUUCCAUGACCCUAGUUCAUGGUGAUGCUAUCAUUCUCGAGGGAGAUGACUUUGAGUACCAAAUCAAGCGCAGCGGAACUACGAUUCUUCUCAUUGGGUCUUAUGAGUGA
Molecule: messenger RNA, 2886 nt
Organism: Suillus subaureus
Lineage: Eukaryota; Fungi; Basidiomycota; Agaricomycetes; Boletales; Suillaceae
Exons: 10
Coding region: 1-2886 (961 amino acids)
Biological process (GO): regulation of DNA-templated transcription
Molecular function (GO): DNA-binding transcription factor activity, RNA polymerase II-specific; zinc ion binding
Source: RefSeq, a predicted model, not a curated record